Messenger RNA from Pungitius pungitius (ninespine stickleback), 1188 nucleotides. RefSeq lists its product as uncharacterized. The record is from RefSeq and is a predicted model, not a curated record. NCBI's taxonomy places the organism in Eukaryota, Metazoa, Chordata, Actinopteri, Perciformes, Gasterosteidae. The transcript has 6 exons. Gene Ontology annotation, molecular function: S-adenosylmethionine-dependent methyltransferase activity. The coding region runs from base 236 to 1066 and encodes 276 amino acids.
GAAGCUGAAGGGGGUGACGUAGGGCAGAGUGUGUGAAAGUGCAUGCAGGGAAAGUGCAGGCAGGGAAAAGCAGGAAAAGAAGCCGCUCAAAAGGAGGGUUAAAGAAGCUAAAAGUAAGGAAACAACGCAAAAGGCAAAGCAGAAGGGAACGACGGACAAAGGAAACUACUUUGGUGCAGAGGUCUGAGAGAGCAAAUUUGGCAGCAGCACGGAAAGAAGGGAUCAGAAAAAUAGCAUGACAUACCGACUGUUUGAGGGAAAGGAUCAUGCCUUCUCUUACCAAAAGUAUCGCUUCACACCUCCAGACGAGCUCAAGAACAUCAUUCUUCAAUACCUCUCUAAAAAGAAGGAAGAGCCACAUGUGCUGGCUGUGGAUCUGGGAUGCGGGACGGGUCAGAACUCACGCCUAUUGGCGCCGCACUUCCAGGAAGUGGUGGGAAUCGACAUCAGUGAAUGUCAACUGGAGGAGGCCAGAGCCGUGCCUGGGUACCCGAACGUCACAUACAGGAAGGGAACCGCAGAGGAGCUUCCUUUCCCAGACUGCUCUGUAGACCUGCUGGCAGCAGCGUCGGCGGCCCACUGGUUCGAUCAGUCGAGGUUCCUGGCCGAAGCAAAUCGGGUUUUGAAGCCCGGGGGAUGCGUGGCUCUGCUGGGUUUCAGCGACUCUGGCACCAGGUUUAACUACCAGGGCUGUGGAGAAAGACUCAAUCACAUUUAUGAAGAGGUGAAGCAGGUGCUGCUGCCAUUCACAAGCAAACGAGCGGCUGUAGCUGAUGGUAAGCUGGAGGAGCUCUACACUGCCAUCCCCUUUCCUGACAAAGAGAGGAUUGAGAGUGUUCAGGUGAAGUCGUCAAUCUCAGUCAGGAAUCUGGCCGGCUUCAUUGAGACCUGGUCCAUGUUCCAAGGUUACAAAAAGAAAGACCCCGAAGCUGCUGGCCAACUGCUGCUAACGACUCAAAAGAGGUUUCUGGAGGAGAUGGGAGUGAUGUCCCCUGACACUGAAAUGGAUCAGGAAAUGGAAUAUUUCUGCAUCCUAACAUCAAAACCAGCUCCAUCAACAUUGUAGAAUUGGAUGUUUUAAAGGAGAGUUUAUGGGUCUUGCCCGCUACAAUCUGCAUUUAAUUAACUUGAAAACCAAUUAUUGAAUGUGUGUGUUCAGCGUGGAAAUAAACCCUGAAUACAACUCUU